This is a messenger RNA of Aspergillus candidus, 1311 nucleotides long. Its product is annotated as S-adenosyl-L-methionine-dependent methyltransferase. The record is from RefSeq and is a predicted model, not a curated record. Gene Ontology annotation, cellular component: mitochondrion. Gene Ontology annotation, biological process: methylation. Lineage: Eukaryota; Fungi; Ascomycota; Eurotiomycetes; Eurotiales; Aspergillaceae. Gene Ontology annotation, molecular function: methyltransferase activity; nucleic acid binding. The transcript has 2 exons. Bases 1 to 1095 code for a protein of 364 amino acids.
AUGCCUCGGAUUCCCACUACAACAAUUCUGCAGGCAUACCGUCAACAUCCUCUUCUCCCUCGCCUGUUACAAGAAUGCCGCACGUUAGAUUCUGCAAGAAACGAACUGCGAUGGCUCCGUGAGCGAGCCAGCAGUAUUGCCAGCAAGAGUACUGGGAGAUCCACCAUUGGAUGGAGGACCCUCCUACGGUCUAUGUGCAGAGCGCGCUCAAAAGGAGUGCCCCUGCAAUACAUCCUAGGAGAUCAACCUUUCGGAGACUUAGAGAUCCUCUGUCGAAGAGGAGUAUUGAUUCCCAGGCCGGAGACAGAGGCGUAUACUGUCCAUACGGCAGAUUUGAUACGGUCCUAUCUCCGAAGCUGUGAACGGCGUGGGGAAGCGAAAGAUGACAGCCUGCGUAUUGUAGACAUUUGCAGCGGCACUGGAUGCAUAUCACUCUUGCUGCAUGCGCUUCUAGCUUCUCAUCUGAAAAAGCUGUCCGUUCUUGGGAUUGAUAUCAGCACCACGGCUCUUGAUCUAGCCCAUCGGAAUCUGCAGCACAACCUUAGACUAGGUCUAUUGUCUAGUCGUGCAGCGGAGGAAGUCUCUUUUCAUCGCGGCGACGUGCUUGAUUCUAACGGCAGCGGUAUUCCCAGUGUGAAACAAGUCUUGCUUGACCAACCAGACUUCUCUUCCCAUGGAACCGCUCAGUGUGACAUCCUGAUCUCGAACCCUCCAUAUAUAUCUAUGGAAUGUUUUCGCAAUGGCACCACCGCCCGUAGUGUACGACACUUUGAACCCCAGCUGGCAUUGGUGCCACCUACUCGACAUACAUCUACCAUGACUGGCGUUAGCAACCCAGAAGAUGUCUUCUACCAUCGCAUCAUAUCGCUCUUCUUCGAGCUGCAGGCGAAGCUUCUAGUGCUUGAGUGUGGAGAUCGCCCGCAGGCCAGGCGUGUAGUCAGUGCUUACACAGCGCUAGCAAAUCAGUUGGUGCCAAACGAUGGCAUGUCGGUCGAAAUCUGGCCAAAGGAUGAAUUGGCUGCAGAUAAUGAUUGUCCUGAUGUGGAUAAUGAAGCAUGCGCUGUUAUCAUACAACCAAAAAAUGGAAACCCAUGAAAUUGGCGCCGCAAUUGACAUUCUCCGGUGAGAAUCAGAAAACACAACCGAGACUUUCCAGGAGCCAUAUCGGACUGGGUCAAUGUUCGCUCGUCAAGCCCUCGAGCAGAUGGUGGUUGCAUGACGGUUUUGGAGAAAGUGUCCGACAGUACUCCAAAACAUGGCGUCCUCCUCACCGGCACCUUGAAAGAAGUAGGGAAGUGGAAGUUCAAAGGC